Molecule: messenger RNA, 885 nt
Organism: Guillardia theta CCMP2712
Lineage: Eukaryota; Cryptophyceae; Pyrenomonadales; Geminigeraceae
Exons: 11
Coding region: 1-885 (294 amino acids)
Source: RefSeq, a predicted model, not a curated record
AUGAUGCAGAUGCCGCUUGGAUUCGGGGAUGGCGGGCUGGAGGGCAUGUGGAAGCGAGCAGCCGCAGGAGCGAAGGUGCUGGCAAGAGAUGCCAUGAAGGGAGGAACGCAGGUAGUUCACAAGAUGUCGGAGGUUGACGUCAAGGGAGCAGCGAAGCGAUUGACACAGAAAGUGAUGGAGAGAGCAGAGGGAAGCGGGUUCACUCUAGUCGAGGAGCUCCCAGAGAUCGAAAACGCCAUGGCAAACCUGAAGCAGACUGAAGCUGCUUACAAGGAGCUACUGGCUGUUCUCAGAGAGGCUUUCUCCGCUCAAGUGCAUGUCGUUUCGAAACAACUGAGAGUUGCAAACAAAGUCGAGGUGAUCGGGUCUGACCUUGAGGCAAUGGAGGUUGGUCGUGUGCUCUGCAGCUACAGUAGGAACCUUGUCACUUGCUCUGAGCGUGCAAGAGAUUUGCAGUAUAUCAAGGAGGCAGCAGACGUCUUGGAACGAGCGCAGGACGAUUACGAUUACAAGAGCUAUGAUUCGCCUGCCUCAAAACUUGUACUGGCUCUGGACACUUUCAUCAAGGAGGAGCUUGCAGAGGCCAUGGCAGCCCGUACGAGGUACAAGGACAACAGACGAGAGGUCAGUCUGAAUAUCAAGAAAGUCCAAGACCUAGAGGCCAAGGGGCACGCGGACAAGGCUGCUUCCGUCAAGACGACGAUCGAGCAAGGCAAAGAGCAGCUGCAACAGCAUCGGGAUGAGCUGAUGCGGCUGUUCAUGAACGUUGAGCAGAAGAAGCCGCUGCUGCAGUCGGCUGUGCAGACGUUCCUGCAGGCACAGAUGCAGUUCCAUGAGGACUGCUUGAAGUCAACAGAAGAGGCUCUGGUUCAGUGCAAGGGGUAA